Molecule: messenger RNA, 1605 nt
Organism: Daldinia decipiens
Lineage: Eukaryota; Fungi; Ascomycota; Sordariomycetes; Xylariales; Hypoxylaceae
Product: Protoglobin-domain-containing protein
Exons: 3
Coding region: 280-1104 (274 amino acids)
Molecular function (GO): oxygen binding; heme binding
Source: RefSeq, a predicted model, not a curated record
CGAUGGUCCCACACGAUGUCAGCCCAUCAUCGCCCUUCAUCGCUUCAUUUCUAGUGUCACAGAAAGAAAAGAAUUGUCAUUUCUGUUUUACAUGUUGAUUCAGGCAUUUUAUAAAAUUCAAAUUAGUUUCUUCUGCUUUUAUUAAAUUCAUUGUCGAUUGCUAUUCUCUCCUACAGCUCAGCUUCUUUAUCAAGUAGAACUUUUGCUUCUCCUUUAACGCCACUAAGUUUAGAGUUAUUCCAGCACGAAAUUCAGCUUCAAGGAUUAACAUUCUCCACAAUGGGACCCUCAGCACGUCCUCGGCAGCAUAUCGAUCGGAAAGAUCUAUAUACAAAUCUCGAGGCGCGAAUACAGUAUCUCCACUCGUUUAUUGAUUUCAGUUCAAAUGAUAUCGAGGCCUUGGUGACAGGCUCCAGAUACAUAAAACAGCUUAUCCCUGCCAUCGUCAAUAUUGUCUACCAGAAACUUCUGCAGUAUGACAUUACGACACGGGCCUUAGAAACCCGGAGUACGAGCUAUGAGGGACCAGUAGAUGAGAAUCUAGAUGAAAACAGCCCGCAAAUAUUACAUCGCAAAAUGUUCCUAAGGGCGUACCUAUCGAAGUUAUGUUCGGACCCCAGCACAAUGGAAUUUUGGGAGUAUCUGGACAAAGUGGGUAUGAUGCAUACUGGCCGUGGACGUGAACACCCCUUACAUGUCGAAUAUGUCCAUAUCGGGGCAUGUCUCGCCUUCAUCCAAGACACUUUUACGGAGGCGCUUCUUUCACACCCGCGCCUACGGACGGACAAGAAGGUUGCUCUAGUAAAGGCGAUCGGCAAGGUCAUCUGGGUCCAGAACGACCUUUUCGCAAAGUGGUAUGUGCGAGACGGCGACGAGUUCGCAGACGAAAUAGAGAAGCAGAGAGUCGAGCCGGAAGGGUUCCUGCACGGGAAAAAGAUAUUAGAGGACAUCGAGGAAGGCAUUUCGCCGUCUUCUUCGUGUCCCUUCACGGGAUUUUCUGCCGCAGCAAAGGCAGAUGCAUGCAAUGGAUGUGGGGAAAAUGGUGAGAAAGAGAAUGGGUGCUCCUCAACAUUACCUAUACGAACGCAUGUCGAGACGAAUUGAAGUUAUACGUUGCGAUUGGCAUUAUCAAUUUGUUUUCUGGCUUCAGGUUCAAGUGGGCUGUAAUUAAGGGGCAAGGAACUAGGUUAUCGGCAUACGGUGGUGUCAAGGAUAGUGGGCUUAGUGAAUAAAUCUGGGCAUCAUUGUGGCAGCAUCAGAGCAGCAUACAUACGUGCUUCUAUUAUAGGCGCCUAGGUUAAACACGAGCCCUUCGAUUUCACAGUGCGUUGCAUUUCGUGAUAUAUUGUGUCGACUUGUGAGUGAUACAUACCAGACGUGGGGAGUGCCCAGAUUGUGUAAGAGCUGAGGCUAAACUUUGCUACUUACUGGCUAGGUACCUACGUAGAUAGCCGUAGUAUGGGAAUAAUAUAGAUAGAGCACUUCAGUGCCUUCUAAUUUAUCUAAGAGUAGGCGUUGAUAUAUCUUUAAUGUACUACCUACCUAGGUUACACACUUAGGCUUUUUACCAACCAGUUACCUGUCACACCGUGGGUGGUAUCUCUG